AAACGUUUUGUCCUCCGGUUUCAUUUCGCAGCGCUCCUUAACCGGUUCUGAACACAGAAACCCAUUUAGAUUCGAGAUUCGAGCGACCAUUCAUAGCGGUGGCCGGACAAUAGAUUGAAUUGCUCGGAUUUUUCUUUCGCGGAAGUUUAAUACACAAAUCGCUUUAAAUAUUUUUUAAAUCGUGGAGGGAGAGAGUGCAGACGAUUGUGGUCUUUCGCAUUCCUAAUUCUCCACCCUAAAUUUGUGCGAAAUUCUUCAGCUAGGGGUUUGAGAUUUCAGUUUCGCUAAGGUCGCCGGAAACAAAAAAACCUCUUUUGGUACUUUUGUCAUACAGUUGAUGGACGCUAUUGUUGUGAAAAUUUUAACACGCAUGAGGUAUUCCAUUCCAACAACCACUACAACGAUAUCUCACAUCACAAAAUAGAUGGCAUCACUUGCAAGAUUCAAACAAAAACGUUGUUCGUAAAUCGAGUAAACUCGCCAGAAUUCAAGGGGAAGGGCAAGCCGCCGGUGUCGCCGCCUACGCCAGGGAAGCCACCAGUAGCGCCACCGGGAAUCGAAGGAAGGGGGCUUUUGAAUCUACAAGAUUUUGGUUGUUGAGGUGUGGUUGGAUAUGAUGUUGGUGCAGUGAGAUUUGGUUAUCGAUGUCGAAAACGACGACCAAGAAGAGCAGCUGUUCAAGGGGGAGCUCAGUGAGGUUGAGAUCUGGCGCUUGUGUACUAAUUCAGACCCCAAUCGCCGCGAGGCUCCAUGUGGAUUACGAGCAAUCGGAGCAGCAGUUCGAUUACUCGACUUCCGUUAACGCGUCUAGCGAUGUUCCGUCUUCGACGGUGUCGGCUUAUCUCCAGAAGAUGCAGAGGAGAAGCCUAAUUCAGCCUUUUGGUUGCUUGAUUGUUGUUGAUGAAGAGAGCUUCAGCGUGUUGGCAUACAGCGAGAACGCCUCGGAGAUGCUGGAUUUGGCUCCUCACACGGUUCCGAACAUGGAGCAGCAAGAGGAGUUCAGUUCCGAAAUGCUUCAGCUGUUCCUGCGCGAGCCUGCCUGGGAUGAUGAUGCUAGGAAUGAUGAAUAUAUUAAGCAGAGAAUAUCUCUUCUUGAUGAAUUGGAACGAUUAAUCUGGUCGUUCAUUUCAUCAGGAAGCAGAUCAGAAGCUCGGCUGUGGCUUUGUAACACAAUAUCAAGCAUAAACUCCAUUCGCCCCCGCUACCAACGGGACUUAUUUCUGAGCCUAUUGAGAUCCAAGCCAAUCAAGUGGCACUUAGCAUCGCAACUUCUGCAAUUGAUCUUUGAGAAGCAACCACAAAAGAUGGGGCCUAUAAUAGCAAGGAAGAGCUGCAAGCUGGAGAAAUUUUUUAAAGGAAAUCCUAGGCGUAUCUUACAGUGGUUCUCUAAUUUUGCUGGUACUGGUGGCACAGAUCAUGGAAAGGGUGCUAAAGCAUUGUCCCAGUUUGCUUUUGUAAACCGAGAUAUUUGUUGGGAGGAGCUUGAGUGGAAAGGUAAACAUGGGCAAUCUCCUGCCAUGGUUGCAACGAAGCCCCAUUAUUUCCUUGAUUUAGAUGUUCUGCAAACUGUUGAUAAUUUUCUUGAGUAUGUACCUGAAUUUUGGUCAUCCCAUGAGUUCUCCGAGUCGUUAAAGGAUGGUAGUAUUUUGCUGAUUGAUACGCAAUAUUUUGUUGACUUGUUUACUAACCUGAUGUAUGAGGAGGAAGUAGAAGAAGUAUGGGAAGUUAUUGAUGAGUUCCUCAUGGAGCAAUCUUUCUCAUUCUUAUGCCAUCACCUUCUGAUUGUUCUCGAAGAGCAAGAUUUGUGUCUUUUCCUAGAUUUGCUACCGAAAUAUCUUAGACAAAAAUCAGAAACACUUGGUCUUGGCAGUGCGUCUGAAUGGUUUGAAGUGAUACUUUCAAAAUACAGUGCUUCUAUUACCAUAGAUCAGCUACUUCUGCUGACUGCUGUGACUAGUCAAGGUCGCCAUCUCCUGCGGCUUGUACAGGAAGAAGGUAGCGGGGAACAAAAACAAAAGAUAAAGGAUUUGGUUUCUCAACUUUGUGAACUGUCAAAUCAGGCCAAUGAUUUGGCAACAAUAUUGAAAAAAGGCCUAAAUAGCAAACAAUUAGUAGUCAUAAAAAGGUUGGGUGUGCAGUCCUGGGCGAUAUAUUAUAGGCUAUCACAGGAAUUUCACACUACUGAAUCCUGGGAGUCUUUGUUUAUCAGCAAUGGAAUAAAAUUUCGCAAGUCUGACAAGUAUGCUAUGCUACAUGAUGAUGAACUUUUGGAAGAUAGUGGAUCAGAUUAUGAUAGAAGAUCUUCAGUAAGCCUCAAGCGCAAGAAGCAUAGAAAACACAAAAAGAAAAGACAGCUAAAUUUCAAUCCUACUGAAGAUUAUGAAGAUGAGUUGGUUGGAUAUAAUUUGUUGAGUAACAGGCUAGAUGUGGAAUCCAAGGUGGGUGAUUGGUUGCUCUCAACUGAUGGUUAUUCUUCUAUAUGGAGCAGUGUGGAUCUGCCAGAACACCUUUCAAGGCAUUGCUUUAUUGUGUGGCUGAAGUGGAUGUUCGCCAAGAGUGAGACAGUGCCUUAAUUUUUGUCUCUAGGACUGUUCGCCAAAUUUCUAAUGGGACAUGCCAUUACAUUUCCCUUGUUACAGCAGAGCUCUUAAUUAAAAGUUUCAAGGGCCACCUAUGGUUAUAGCAUUGAAUUUGAACCACCGCAAGAAACAGGAAAACGGUUAAAAUCUAUUUGUCUGAUCUGAUGUAUUGAAAGUCAAAGGUGGAGUUGCAUUGUUCCGCAGAAUCGUCCAGAACUUAAAGAACAAGCCCCAUUGAGCUCGUGCGGCCGAUCAAUGACUUGCCAGUAGCUGUAUCUUGAAACUACAAGGUGAAUUUCACAUGCUUUCCAGGAUAAGCCACUCUUGAGUUUGUUAUGUUAAACCAUAUAUAUGUAUGCUCGUUUUCUCUAUCCGAUAUUGGUCUUUGUUAGUGGUGGUACCAUUGCUGUCUCUCUUUGGGAAGUGGGAAGCUUAUGAUCGCGUCGCGUGCUUGCUUGAAAAAAGUGAAUGUAGCCAUUUAACGUUGUCUGUAUAGUAAAGUUCAUUUCAUUGGGCCCACGUACGUUUGAAGUUGUCUUAGUCAUACUGUUAACUGUCGACUACAGAGAGCACAGCACCUGAAAGCUUCCUUAUAAUUGGUUGCUAGUAUAUCAUUUUUCUUCAAGAAACCUCAGGUGAAUCGACGAAUAAUGAAUACAUUCACCGGAGCAACUAGCUCGUUUCAUAUAUCCAAGCUCAUAUGAAGUGAGACAUUUUUCUAUCUUGUGUCAAUAGCAGUAUUUCUCCAUUGAUUAACUUAGAUGAUUUCCACCUGUUCUUCAUAGAUCGAAUAUUUCUAAAUGAUUUUUUUUUUUGAGAGGCUAAAUGAACUUAUCUUUGGAAAUA
This is a messenger RNA of Salvia miltiorrhiza (redroot sage), 3425 nucleotides long. RefSeq lists its product as uncharacterized. The record is from RefSeq and is a predicted model, not a curated record. NCBI's taxonomy places the organism in Eukaryota, Viridiplantae, Streptophyta, Magnoliopsida, Lamiales, Lamiaceae. Gene Ontology annotation, biological process: regulation of DNA-templated transcription. The transcript has 8 exons. Bases 645 to 2573 code for a protein of 642 amino acids.